AUGGUCUUACACUUUAGCAACCUAGCGCGGCACAAAACAUUUGUUCUUCAUUGGUACCGCUAUACCCUUCGAAAUGUUGCCAGGCAGACAUUCUCGUGGCAUCUGAAGGCUCGAGUAAAAGAUAUCACACGAACCACGAUAGUCAAGCAUAAGAGCGACAAGUCUAGUUGGAGCAUAUACAUACUUCUGCGUGAUCUCAAAGCGCUUAACGGGUUUCUUAGAAAUAAGAAAACAGCAGCUGCAUGGCGACUGCUCACUUUAUAUUCCAAAAAGCCUCUAAGAUCCGGGGCGAGCUCUCCUUCGGUAGCACUCGAACACUCUCCUCCAUUACAGGAUCCUGAAACUGUCAGAAACAGUCAUAUUAUUCACUCUUACAUCGUUGAACGACAACAGAAAAACCUUCUUCCCCUAGAAAUUCCGGCUGAGUACAAGACGUUGCUUCUCCUGCCGCUUGCAUUACACGAUCAUGCUUUGAAAAGGCUGCACUUAAUUGAGUCCAAACUGGUUCGGGGUCCGCCCAAAGUUUCUGUUAAUUACACAUCGGCUGGGAAAGCCAGGAUAUGGUUUCUACGAACCGCGGUCAACAAAAACCAAAGACAGUCAAAAGCGUUAGGACAAAUAAUCCGUCGUGAGAAGCGUAAAAACCAGAAAAAUAUUGAUUAUUGGGAGAAAUGUCGUGUGAAUGGAAUUUGGGCAUGGCACGAAGCUGCUUGGGAACAUCUUAUGGAAACGAAUACUAUGUUAACAGAGAGCCCAGCCAAAUAUUUUGACAAUGAACGCAGUAGAAAGCGUGCGGCGAGCGACGGUACUAGUGUUAAAGCCGUAGCGGAGUGGCUUGAUCCCGUCUUCUCCUCCCUUGAUAUGUUGCAAGCCCAGAGCGCCGAACAGGCUGCCUAUUUUGAGCAAUACAAACACAACACGGUUCUACAAGGCCUGCAGCAGUUUUUUGCUCGCAAAAGCGACAAAAUGUACCAAAACCGAAAAAAGCGGUUCGAAAGUUUACUUGAAAACGACCUACCUUUUGUGACGCCCUAUUUCAGUCAGCAAAACCUUGCCACUGUAAUGAAAUCCCACAAGUUUUGA
This is a messenger RNA of Lachancea thermotolerans CBS 6340, 1083 nucleotides long. It is a transcript of the gene RRG1, whose product is annotated as Rrg1p. The transcript has a single exon. The coding region runs from base 1 to 1083 and encodes 360 amino acids. The record is from RefSeq and is a predicted model, not a curated record. NCBI's taxonomy places the organism in Eukaryota, Fungi, Ascomycota, Saccharomycetes, Saccharomycetales, Saccharomycetaceae.